AUGGAGUCACAAUCGACGAUAUCACCACCUCUAUCGCCGUCGCCCUGCUUCCUCUUGGGAUCACCUGCACCAAUGUUCACACCAUCACUGCCGACGCCACCAGCUCUGUUUCUCUCCUCCUCCACAGCGGGCAUCCCCGUCGCUGUUGGAGGUGGCCCGGGCAACCUAGGCAGCAGCGGAGGCGUAAGCAGCAGCAGCAACCUUGUCGAUAACAGCGGUGGCGUAUGUCCACCAUCGCUUAGUGACCCUUCAAGCAACAGCCAGAGGAACAGCGGCAGCAGCAUCAAUCAGAGUCAGAGUGGCAGUAACUAUGCCCCACAACAACCCCUGCUACAACAGCUACAUCAACAGCAACUACAGAGACAGCGACAACGCCUUGUACAACAAAACACAAACAUUAAUUUAAAUAAUAACAAUAGCACAACCGAGUCAACAACAUCAACAACAUCAACAACAACAACAUCUUCAUCAUCAUCGUCGAUCAAUGACCGUUCGAAUCAAAGUGCGAGUAGGCCUCCCCUGGAUUGCUCAUCGACUUCUGUGCCAUUGCCAAGCGACCCAUCAACACCAUGCUCACAGCCUAUGUCGUCAUCUGGCGAUGAGGAGCAACUGGCGUCAUCCUCGCAAACGGUGACCGUGAACAUUGGCUCACCUCCAUCACAACACCAUCAUAUUCUCUAUCGACAUGAUGAUCCGACGAGCACAGAGACUGACACCACAUCGACGACAACCACGUCCACGACUUCAACUACAACAACCUCUUCGACGAACACAUCCCUUGUCAACAACAGCAAUGCUGCUCCACUCCAACUGAAUCUCAAACGCAGGAACAGUCUGAAGCGCACACAUAUCCAGGCGGACCUGGACCAGGUGUUUCACAAUCACCAGCACAAGCAACAGCUGCAGCUCUCGGAGCAUAGCCUGCCGAACCAGUUGCUGCAGCGCGAGAUUCGCUGUCCGCGCCCCGGCACAAACUCGCUGCAGUCGCGCAAGUUCUACCUCAAUGUCGUGCCCGACAAGACCGUGUACAACAUCGAGACACCUCUGUGCACGAUAAAGAAGUUUACGAGUGAUGGCGAACGCCUGCUAUGCUUCUCCAAGGACCUCAAGGAGAUCCAUCUGUAUCGAUUCCUUGGCGCGUCGCCCAAGUACCCUGUUGGCGUCACCAAGACCCAGCGUGCCAAGAUUGACCGAACAUUCAGCACCUACUUCCGUCCAAUAUACCAGCGUGCCAUCCCACCAUUCAACGAGUUCCUUUGCAAAGACUUCUCCCUAACAACAACCUGUGGCAAAUAUUUCAUACUUGCAUCAUGUGGACAAUCGGCCAACAAUACAACGACUCCCCUUACACUGGCCGAGGAGCAGUCGACGAUUAGACAGUCGCCAGCACAUUCGAUCAAUCUUCCAAACCCCGACGAUGUGUCUUUCUAUCUGGUCCGGAUUGAAGAUGGUCAGGUGUGUGAUAGACGAACGUUCAAGAAGGACGUGAUACAUCUAGCCCAUCACUCGGGCGUCUACCUGUACCAAGACUUCUUCAUUGUGCUCAGUCUGCAGUACCAGACCAUCCACAUCUUCCAGAUCAAAGGCUCGUCAUUUGUAAAUAUCCGUCACAUUGGGCCACACUGCAACGAAGAUGAUCAGUUGGAGCUCGACACGUACCAGCAUAUCGAACAAUCAUUCAUAUCUAGAGGAGUUGGAGCUGGAGGUGGCAAACACGCCACCUCUGAUCUGUCCAAGAUCACACCAUUCGCCAAAGAUCACACGUCGAGGCGGCACAAUGUUGUAGCCCCUCCCGAACCCACGCCAGUCACAACUACGAAUACGACGACUACGACGACCGCGACUACGACAGCACCAGCAGCACCAGCAGCAACAACAGCAACAACAAUGACAACAACAACAAACAAUCAACCAAGCAAUUUAUCAUCACUUGAUUUGUCACUGGCCAAUCACUCGCUACCAAUCAGCACAGUGUGUGGCAUCAAACAACGAUUCCUAAGCUACAUGUUCAAGAAGGCGUUGAUGGCCGACGAACCAAGGAAGGCACUGAGCAUGUACUACUCACUGUUCCCACAGUAUUGCAACCUGGUGAUGUGGAAGAUGCAGUCGCUGGACGCCUCACACCUGCUGAUCAAGUACGGCCCCAUCGACGGGCUGCUCGGCCGCCUCACCGACUACUGCAACCAGAUCAGCUACUUUGUCGUCUACAAUCUGCACACGACCGAGGUGAUUGGCGUGUACGAGAACAGCAACAAGGAGUUUGCCAAGACGUUUGAGCAGUUCUGCGAGCACUUUAGGGCGUGCAGCUGUCCGUCCGGCCUCAUCAAGUUCCGCAGCACGUGUUCCAACAACAUCUACGUGCGCGAGCACCUGCUCAAGCAAAAGAUGGCCGUGAUCAAUGCGCGCUACGGCGGCGAGACGCAGGCGGUCAAGCGCAUCCUCUCGGCGCUGCCCUUCUCGCCGCAGUCCUGGAACGAGUCGCCCUACUUUGACAAGUACCUGUUCAGCUACGACGAGAAGAUCAUCUCGUCGACCGAGCGCCCCAAGCCGCUGGUGGACUAUCCGAUCAAGUUCUACUCGCGCUUCAAUGGUGAGGUCAAGUUCAAGCUGAGCACGGGCGUGCAGGACAAGAACGAGCGGCAGGCCAAGAAGUACGCCAGCUACAUCUUCCAUCCGUACUCGCAGUUUAUCAUCUCGCUGCAACACAACCCGCAGACCAACAACGUGGUGGCCAACUUCCAUUACAAAUCCGAUGAUCUCGAGCGUGAAGAAGACUUUAUCGACGACACCGCUGUGAAGGCUGGUGACAACACUUCCGCCUCUUCAUCUUCUGCCUCGACAGUAUCUUCUGCAGUUGCAGCUACCGAUGGUGCACCUCUAGUAUCACAAGUAGACGAUGACAAUAAUGGAAUUGUUAGUGGUGUGGAUGAAGAAUAA
Messenger RNA from Acytostelium subglobosum LB1, 2937 nucleotides. RefSeq lists its product as hypothetical. Gene Ontology annotation, biological process: positive regulation of proteasomal ubiquitin-dependent protein catabolic process; protein ubiquitination. The transcript has 2 exons. Gene Ontology annotation, molecular function: ubiquitin protein ligase binding; ubiquitin-like ligase-substrate adaptor activity. Gene Ontology annotation, cellular component: nucleus; cullin-RING ubiquitin ligase complex. The coding region runs from base 1 to 2937 and encodes 978 amino acids. The record is from RefSeq and is a predicted model, not a curated record. NCBI's taxonomy places the organism in Eukaryota, Evosea, Eumycetozoa, Acytosteliales, Acytosteliaceae.